Sceloporus undulatus (fence lizard) is the source of this 6944-nucleotide messenger RNA. Its product is annotated as dynein axonemal heavy chain 2-like. Gene Ontology annotation, cellular component: dynein complex. Gene Ontology annotation, molecular function: dynein intermediate chain binding; ATP hydrolysis activity; dynein light intermediate chain binding. The record is from RefSeq and is a predicted model, not a curated record. Lineage: Eukaryota; Metazoa; Chordata; Lepidosauria; Squamata; Phrynosomatidae. The transcript is spliced from 45 exons. Gene Ontology annotation, biological process: microtubule-based movement. Bases 58 to 6819 code for a protein of 2253 amino acids.
CCUGAUGAGAAGUGGAUCCUUUUUGAUGGCCCCGUUGACACAUUGUGGAUUGAGAGCAUGAACUCAGUCAUGGAUGACAACAAAGUGCUGACGCUGAUCAAUGGUGAGAGGAUUGCCAUGCCUGAGCAGGUGUCUUUGUUGUUUGAGGUGGAAAACCUUGCAGUAGCCUCUCCUGCCACAGUCUCCCGGUGUGGAAUGGUGUACACAGAUUACAGCGACUUGGGCUGGAAGCCAUACGUCCUUUCCUGGAUUGAGAAGCGCCCAAAGGCUGAAGUGGAAACCCUGCAGCGUAUGUUUGACAAAUUCACCAAUAAGAUCCUGAACUUCAAGAAGGAGAACUGCCAGGAGCUUGUCCCCAUCUCUGAAUACAGCGGGAUUGUGGCUCUCUGCAAACUCUUCUCAUCCCUGACCUCUUCAGAGGAAGGGCUGAAUCCCACAGACAGUGAAAACUACACAACGGUGGUGGAAAUGUAUUUCAUCUUCAGCUUGAUAUGGUCCCUUUGUGCAGCAGUGGAUGAGGAAGGUCGGAAGAAGAUAGACAAUUUCCUUCGAGAGAUGGAAGGCUCCUUCCCUAACAAGGACACUGUCUACGAGUAUUAUGUUGACCCCAAGCGGAAGCAGUGGUCUUCUUUUGAAGAUAAGCUCCCCAAGAUGUGGCGAUACCCACCCCAUGCUCCCUUCUAUAAGAUCAUUGUCCCAACUGUGGAUACCAUGCGAUACAACUACCUUGUCAACGCCCUCAUAUCCAACCAGAACCCAGUGUUGCUCGUCGGCCUGGUGGGCACAGGGAAGACCUCUAUUGCACAGGGUGUUCUUCAGUCCCUUGACAGCACCAAGUGGGCCGUGCUGGUCAUCAACAUGUCCGCACAGACAACCUCAAACAAUGUCCAGAGCAUCAUUGAGAGCCGUGUAGAGAAGCGCACCAAAGGUGUCUAUGUGCCCUUGGGUGGGAAGAGCAUGAUAACCUUCAUGGAUGACCUUAAUAUGCCUGCCAAGGAUCAGUUUGGCUCCCAACCCCCACUGGAGCUGCUCCGUCUUUGGCUGGACUAUGGCUUCUGGUAUGACCGGUCUAAGCAGACCAUCAAGUAUGUCAAGGACAUGUUCCUGAUGGCAGCCAUGGGACCCCCUGGAGGAGGGCGCACAGUGAUAUCCAGCCGACUUCAGAGCCGCUUCAACCUCAUCAACAUGACCUUCCCCACAGAUUCCCAAAUCCGGCGCAUCUUUGGCACCAUGAUAAACCAGAAGUUGCAAAACUUUGAUGAGGCAGUGAAGCCCAUUGGAAACGUCAUAACCGAGGCCACGAUGGAGCUCUACAACAGUGUUGUCCAGAAGUUCCUGCCUACCCCGGCCAAGAUCCACUACCUCUUCAACCUGCGCGACAUUUCCAAGGUGUUUCAAGGCAUGCUGCGGGCCCACAAGGACUUCCACGAUACCAAAGCCAGCCUCACACGUCUCUGGCUUCAUGAGUGCUUCAGGGUUUUCUCUGACCGUCUGGUGGAUGCUGCAGACAUGGAGGCCUUUGUGGUCCUCUUGAGUGAGAAGCUGGGCUCAUUCUUUGACCUGACCUUUCACAACCUCUGUCCCAACAAGCGCUCCCCCAUCUUUGGGGACUUCAUGCGCAAUGUGUACGAAGACCUGACAGACAUGGGUGUCCUGAAGGCAGAGAUGGAGCGUGCACUGGGUGAUUACAACCGGACGCCGGGCAUGGUGCCCAUGAGACUGGUGCUUUUCCGUGAUGCAAUUGAACACAUAACCCGUAUUGUCCGGGUGAUCAGUCAGCCACGAGGGAACAUGCUGCUGGUGGGCAUUGGAGGCAGUGGGCGCCAGAGCCUGGCACGCUUGGCCUCAUCCAUCUGCGAAUACUACACCUUCCAGAUCGAGGUCUCCAGGCAAUAUCGGAAACAAGAAUUCAGGGAAGAUGUCAAGAAGCUCUACCGUCAGACAGGAGUAGACCUGAAGCCCACUACCUUCCUCUUUGUGGACACCCAGAUUGCAGAUGAGUGCUUCCUGGAGGACAUCAACAACAUCCUCAGCUCUGGGGAGGUGCCCAACCUCUACAAGCCAGAUGAAUUUGAGGAGAUCCAAAACAACAUCAUUGAUGCGGCUCGAAAAGAGGGCAUCCAGGAAAGCCAAGACAGUCUCUUUGCCUACCUCAUUGAACGGGUGCGGAACAACCUCCAUGUUGUGCUGUGCCUGAGCCCCGUGGGUGAUCCUUUCAGGAACUGGAUUCGCCAGUACCCUGCCCUGGUGAACUGCACCACCAUAGACUGGUUCUCUGAAUGGCCCAAGGAGGCACUGCUGGAGGUGGCAGAGAAGUACUUGGAGGGCGUUGACCUGGGAAGCGUGGAGCGGGGAAGUCUAGAUACGAUGCAAAAGCGAGUGGCUAAAAUCUUUGUCACCAUGCACUGGUCUGUGGCCAGGUACUCGAAGAAGAUGAUGCUGGAACUUCGGCGCCAUAAUUAUGUCACCCCUACCAACUACCUGGAGCUAGUCUCUGGCUACAAGAAGCUCCUAGCAGAGAAGCGGAAAGAGCUGUCAGACCAAGCCAACAAGCUCUCCAAUGGUCUCUUCAAAAUCGACGAGACUCGUGAGAAAGUGGAGGUGAUGACGCUGGAGCUGGAGGAGGCUCGGAAGAAGGUUGCAGAAUUUCAGAAGCAGUGUGAGGAAUAUCUGGUCAUCAUUGUCCAGCAGAAGCGAGAGGCUGAUGAGCAGCAGAAGACAGUGACUGCAAACAGUGAGAAGAUUGCUGCCGAGGAGAUCAAGUGCAAAUUAUUGGCUGACAAUGCUCAGAAGGACUUGGAGGAGGCCCUACCUGCUCUGGAAGAGGCCGUGAAGGCUUUGGAAUCACUGAACAAAAAGGACUUGACUGAGAUCAAGUCAUACGGCCGCCCUCCCACCUUGGUGGAGACUGUUAUGCAAGCUGUCAUGAUCUUGCGAGGGAAUGAACCCACGUGGGCAGAAGCCAAGAAGCAGCUGGGUGAGCCUAACUUCAUUAAGCAACUAGUCUACUUCGACAAGGAUAACAUUUCCGAUAAAGUGCUCAAGAAGAUCAGUGCUUACUGCUCACAGCCGGACUUCCAGCCGGACAUCAUCGGACGGGUCUCGUUGGCCGCCAAGUCCCUCUGUAUGUGGGUGCGAGCUAUGGAGAUGUAUGGUCGUAUUUACCGAGUGGUAGAGCCCAAGCGUAUUCGGAUGAAUGCUGCCCUGGCCCAGCUGGCAGAGAAGCAGGCUGCCCAGGCCGAGGCCCAAGAGAGGCUCCGGGAGGUGGCUGAAAAACUGGAGAUGCUCAAGAGAGAGUAUGAGGAGAAGCUGGCACAGAAAGAGGAGCUACGCAGGAAGUCAGAAGAGAUGGAGAUCAAGCUGGACCGGGCGGACAAACUGGUGUCGGGCCUAGCUGGAGAGAAGAUCCGGUGGGAAGAAACCCUCAAGGGCCUUGAGGAAGACCUGGGCUACUUGGUGGGUGACUGCCUUGUGGCAGCAGCAUUUCUAUCCUACAUGGGGCCCUUCUUGUCGAAUUACCGGGAAGAGCUUGUUUCUCACAUCUGGAUCAAGCAGAUCCGUGAGCUUCAAGUGCCCUGCUCCCCUUACUUCACGUGUGACAGCUUCCUCAGCAACCCAACGGUGGUGCGCACAUGGAAUAUCCAAGGGCUGCCAUCAGAUAACUUCUCUACAGAGAAUGGGAUCAUUGUCACUCGAGGCAACCGGUGGCCUCUGAUGAUUGACCCCCAGGGCCAGGCCACAAAAUGGAUCAAGAAUAUGGAAUUAAAGAAAGGCCUAAAGAUCAUCGACUUACAGAUGCCCGACUACCUGCGCAUCCUAGAGAUAGCCAUCCGGCAUGGCUCUCCAGUACUGCUGAAGAAUGUGCAAGAGGAGCUUGACCCGACACUGGCCCCCAUCCUCAACAAAUCCGUCACCAGAGUGGGUGGACGCUUGCUGAUAAGGAUCGGGGACAAGGAGGUGGAUUACCACCCUGAAUUCCGCUUCUACCUAACCACCAAGCUGUCCAACCCACACUACACUCCAGAAACCUCCUCCCAGACCACCAUUGUCAACUUUGCUGUCAAAGAGCAGGGACUGGAGUCUCAACUUCUGGGCAUCGUGGUGCGAAGAGAAAGGCCUGAGUUGGAAGAGCAGAAGGACCACCUGGUGCUCAACAUUGCAGCUGGAAAAAGGAAGCUGAAGGAGCUGGAGGACGAGAUCCUGAGGUUGCUGAAUGAAGCAACAGGCUCCCUCUUGGAUGAUGUGCAGCUCGUGAACACUCUGCAGACCUCCAAGAUCACUGCCACUGAGGUCACGGAGCAAUUGGAGACCAGUGAGACAACUGAGAUUAAAAUUGACACAGCUCGGGAGGGCUAUCGUCCAUGUGCUCAGAGAGCGUCCAUCCUCUUCUUUGUCCUCAAUGACAUGGGCAGGAUCGACCCCAUGUACCAGUUCUCCCUUGAUGCCUACAUUGACCUGUUCAACCUCAGCAUCACCAAGAGCCACCGGAGUGCCAAGCUGGACGAGAGAAUCCGCUUCCUCAAUGAAUAUCACACUUACGCUGUCUACAGGUACACCUGCCGGGGCCUCUUUGAACGACACAAGUUGCUCUUCAGCUUCCAGAUGUGUGCCAAAAUCCUGGAAGUCUCUGGCAACCUCAAGAUGGAUGAAUAUAACUUCUUCCUGCGUGGAGGAGUGGUGCUCGACAGGGAAGGGCAGAUGGACAAUCCCUGCACAAGCUGGUUAGCCGAUACCUACUGGGACAACAUCACUGAGCUGGACAAGCUCACCAACUUCCAUGGCAUCAUGAACUCUUUUGAGCAAUACCCUCGUGACUGGAACCUAUGGUACACCAGCUCCAAGCCGGAGAAAGCCAUGCUGCCAGGUGAAUGGGAGAACUCCUGCAACCAGAUGCAGCGGAUGCUGAUUGUCCGGUCUUUGCGUCCAGACCGUGUGGCUUUCUGCGUCACAGGAUUCAUAGUCUCCAACUUGGGCUCCCAGUUCAUCGAACCGCCUGUGCUUAACAUGAGAUCAGUGGUGGAUGACUCCACAACAAAGACCCCACUGAUCUUUGUGUUGUCCCCUGGUGUUGAUCCCACGUCCGCCCUCCUUCAGCUGGCAGAGCAGUCGGGCAUGUCCCAGCGCUUCCAUGCCCUCUCGCUGGGCCAGGGCCAGGCACCUAUUGCCACUCGCAUGAUUAAAGACGGCGUCCGUCAGGGUAACUGGGUCUUCCUGGCCAAUUGUCACCUCUCCCUCUCCUGGAUGCCUCAGCUGGACAAGCUGGUGGAUCAACUGCAGGUAGAGGAGCCGCAUCCGUCCUUCCGCCUGUGGCUCAGCUCAAGCCCCCACCCCGACUUCCCCAUCUCCAUCUUACAAGCUGGCAUCAAGAUGACAACGGAGCCUCCCACGGGCUUGAAAGCUAAUAUGAAGCGCCUCUACCAACUCAUCACGGAGCCCCAGUUCAACCGCUGCACCAAGCCGACCAAGUACAAGAAACUACUCUUUGCCCUCUGCUUCUUCCACAGUGUUCUGCUGGAACGCAAGAAGUUCUUGCAGUUGGGCUGGAACAUCAUUUAUGGCUUCAAUGACUCAGACUUUGAGGUGUCUGAGAACCUCCUGAGCCUCUACCUGGAUGAGUAUGAGGAGACGCCCUGGGAUGCCCUCAAAUACCUGAUUGCAGGCGUCAAUUACGGGGGCCACGUGACAGAUGACUGGGACCGCCGACUCCUGACCACUUAUAUCAAUGACUACUUCUGCGAGCAAAGCAUCGCCGCCCCUUUGUACAAGCUCUCUGCGCUGGACGCCUAUUACAUCCCUAAGGAUGGCAACCUAGCCUCUUACAAGGAAUACAUCACUCUACUGCCUGGCAUGGAUGCCCCGGAGGCCUUUGGCCAGCACCCCAAUGCUGACGUGGCCUCCCAAAUCACAGAAGCCAGAACACUUUUCGAAACCCUGCUUUCCCUACAGCCCCAGACAACACCCACUGGAGUGCCUGGGCAGAGCCGUGAAGAUAAGGUACUGGAGCUCUCAGCUGACGUGCGCAGUAAGAUCCCAGAGGAGAUUGACUACGAGGGCACCAGCAAGGUCCUCUCCACUGACCCUUCCCCACUGAACGUGGUCUUGCUGCAGGAGAUCCAGCGUUACAACUCUUUGCUGCAGGUCAUCAGUUCCUCUCUGAUAGAACUGGAGAAGGGCAUCCAAGGCCUGGUGGUCAUGUCAACAGACCUUGAGGAGAUCUUCAACUGCAUAUUUGAUGCCCGCGUGCCCCCCAUUUGGGAAAGGGCCUAUCCAUCCCAGAAGCCGCUAGCCGCCUGGACCCGGGACCUGGGCCUCCGCGUGGAACAGUUUGCCCGCUGGGCAAAUACCGCUCACCCUCCCGUGCUUUUCUGGCUCUCUGGUUUUACGUUUCCUACUGGGUUCCUGACUGCUGUGUUGCAAGCUGCCGCUCGCCAGAACAAUAUCUCAGUUGAUACUCUCUCUUGGGAAUUCAUUGUCUCCACUGUAGAUGACAACAACCUGGUGUAUCCACCCAAGGAAGGAGUCUGGGUCCGAGGUCUCUACCUGGAGGGUGCCGGCUGGGACAAGAAGAACUCCUGCCUGAUGGAAGCUUUGCCCAUGCAACUGGUCUGCCCCAUCCCCACCAUCCACUUCAAACCAGUGGAGUACAAGAAGAAGAGCGGCAAAGGGAUGUACUCCUGCCCUUGCUACUAUUACCCUAACCGGGCUGGCACUUCCGGGCGACCCUCUUUUGUCAUUGGCGUUGACCUGCGGUCCGGAACAAUGACCUCCGACCACUGGAUCAAACGGGGCACUGCCUUGCUGAUGAGUCUGGAUAGCUGAAGAUAAACCUCCCCUUUCUACUUCUCCAGGAAAAAAACUUUCCUCUUUUGACUUUUCCCAGAUUUAUUUCCCCCUGCUCCCAUUAUUGUUCUAGUUAAAAUUAAAUAGUUAUUUUGUUCAAUGCA